Daktulosphaira vitifoliae (grape phylloxera) is the source of this 1535-nucleotide messenger RNA. RefSeq names its product zygotic gap protein knirps-like. The transcript has 3 exons. Gene Ontology annotation, molecular function: sequence-specific DNA binding; zinc ion binding; DNA-binding transcription factor activity. Gene Ontology annotation, biological process: regulation of DNA-templated transcription. NCBI's taxonomy places the organism in Eukaryota, Metazoa, Arthropoda, Insecta, Hemiptera, Phylloxeridae. The record is from RefSeq and is a predicted model, not a curated record. Bases 370 to 1437 code for a protein of 355 amino acids.
AAACCAGAUUCGCCAGUGCAAGCCGGCAGGCGCUCCGGAUAGUCCACGUUUUCGUCGUUGCAUCGCGUUGAUCGCCGACCGGCUUAUUCGAACUGACUAUUUUUCGAAUUCGCUAAAAUUUAUUGGAAUCUCGACCGGAAAUUUAAAAGGUUACUAAAUACUGUACGAAAUUUGUACUUGUUCGAUCGUACAUUAUAACACUGUCUAUUGUUUAAGUGAAGUUGUUUUUUAUACUGUGCGAUAUUGUUUUACGCUCAUCGACAUGCUAGCAGAGGCUUUCAGCUCUUGACAUUUGUUUUGAAGGCAGCCAAUAGAAUUUCAGGCAUUUAUUACGAUUGGAUAUGCUAACACGUUUAAUUAACACAAAAUAUGAACCAACAGUGUAAAGUUUGUGGAGAACCGGCCGCCGGCUUCCACUUCGGAGCAUUCACCUGCGAGGGCUGUAAAUCUUUUUUCGGCCGAACCUACAACAAUUUGAGUUCCAUUUCGGAAUGCAAGAACAAUGGCGAGUGCGUCAUCAACAAAAAAAACCGGACAUCGUGCAAAGCGUGCCGACUCCGGAAAUGCCUAUUGGUGGGCAUGUCAAAGAGUGGAUCCAGGUACGGUCGCCGAUCUAACUGGUUUAAGAUCCAUUGUCUCCUUCAAGAUCAAAAUGCAGCAGCGGCUGCGGCCACUCAUGGCCACCAUCGGCCCCCUUCUCUCAACAUGCCCGGUGGUUUUAACGGGUCGCCCCUAUACCAAGCCGGUUUGAUGCACCCCGGACAUCAUUUCCUCGCCACCGACAAGUUCCUGCAGGCCCGGCUUAACGGUUAUGGUGCCGCGCUCAUGGCACAAGACGACGCGUCUUGCCGAACGGCCGGUGACGCGGCAUGGGUGAAACGUGAAAAGUGUUCGGCGUCUGACGAUUCCGGAGGUUCGUACAUGCAUGACGAUGAAGACGGGUCGUGCAAGGCCAGUCCAGUGCGCCGGCAUAGCCCAUCGCCGAAUCCUCCCGACAUGGCUCCGUCGCCUUCGUCAUCCACGUCCAGCGAUGCUAAACGCGUCCGACUAUCCGUUAGCCCGACCACCGUUCUCAACCCUCGCGUAUCUGGUUUUCAUUCGCCGUACUACCCGUUGUCUGUCACUCGGCCGGGCCUUACACCUUUCGGCGGAGGUCUGACACUUUCAAUGGCUACGGCGGGUUGGUACGCCAACCGUUCCGCUACUGGUGGUGAUCUCAUGUUAUCCAGUCCAGCACCGGGUGGUGUCGCUGUCGAACAAGAAUAUCCAAUCGACUUGUCUUUUAAGAGUACCUCUUCGCCUCCCCCAGAACAGCAAUAUGCCAAAUACAGCCGAUCGCCCCCUCAUUCGGACAUAAAAUCAACAGAGGCUUCUUUACCUCUACCGCCGUCGCCGCUAGAUUUGACGAAGAGAACAGCUGAAGUGUCAUGUGAUUAAAUGGUAAUCGCUAAACAUUCUAUAAAAAAAAAAAACCCUUUGUACACGAAACCCGUAAAAAUUUUUUUUGUAAAUAUGAUGUAAACAACUUAAUUUUA